Messenger RNA from Micromonas pusilla CCMP1545, 1931 nucleotides. RefSeq lists its product as uncharacterized. Gene Ontology annotation, molecular function: ubiquitin binding. The record is from RefSeq and is a predicted model, not a curated record. Gene Ontology annotation, biological process: protein modification process; endosome to lysosome transport; protein transport. Gene Ontology annotation, cellular component: ESCRT I complex. NCBI's taxonomy places the organism in Eukaryota, Viridiplantae, Chlorophyta, Mamiellophyceae, Mamiellales, Mamiellaceae. Bases 1 to 1863 code for a protein of 620 amino acids. The transcript has 5 exons.
AUGGCGCACGCGUCCGAGUACCUCACCGCGGUGCUCGCGGGCGCGGGCCGCGCGCCGCUGCCGUACGCGCCCAAUCACAAGCGGGACGUGUACGACCAGCUCAUGGCCGUCGUCGAGCUAGAGACGACGAGAGCGCUCGCGCGUCAGAUCAGAUCUGAUCUCAUCUCGCGCGUCCUUCCCUUCCCCCGAUCCGCGCGCGACCGAACCGACGUCUCGAUCGCUUCGCCGUGUGGUGUUAUCGAUUCCAUUCCUAAGCGCUCAUCCAUCGCGUCGCCCCCCCCGCGCGCCAAUUCGCAGAGGUAUCCGUCUCUGAGCGUCCGCGACGACCCGUUCACGCACAACGACGGACGCGUCGUGCAUCUCCUUCGCGCGGACGGCACCGUGCCGAUAUUUUACCACGGCGUCAAGUACAACAUCCCUCUCAAGGUGUACCUCCCCGAAAACUUCCCCGCGACCGCGCCCAUCUGUUACGUGCACCCGACGCCGUCGAUGAUCAUCAAACCGGGGCACACGCUCGUGGACGGCAGCGGGCUCGUGCGGUCGCGGUACUUGGACCGGUGGAACGUCCGAGCGGGGAGCACGAUCGCGGAUCUGUCGACGUCGUUGUCCGAAGCGUUUGGCGACGACCCGCCCCUCUACGCCAAGCCGGCGGGGACCUCUACGCGUUCAACACAGUCGCAGUCGCAGUCGCAGUCGCAUUCGACAUAUCCGGCGGCGAAUGCGAAUGCGGCGGGCGCGACGUAUCCGGCGCCGCCCGGCCGCGGGGGCGGACCGAGCUACCGCGCGCCGCACCGCCCGCCGCACCCUUCAGAGGCGACGAACGCGUACGGGUACCCGACCUCCGCGCCUGAGACGCGCGGUGGCGUCGGCGGCGUCGGGGAUCGAACCGCGGGCGCGGCGGGCGCGGCGGGCGCGGCGGCGGCGGUCGCGGGCGAGAGCGGAGGGCUCCUCGGGCAGCAGCGCCGGCUGCAGGAGCUCCAACGACGCCGCGCGGAGGAGGAGCGAGAGCGCGAGCAGCUCCGCGCGGACGUCGCGCGCGAGCGGGAGACGCUGCUGCGCGACGCCGCGCGCGCGGGCGCGGGCGCCGGGGGCCCCUCGCCGCCGCCGCCGCCGCCGCCGCCGCCGCCGCCGCCGCCGCCGCCGUCGACCGCCUCAGCCUCCUCCGCGUAUCCCUCCCCGCCGACGCGCGCGAACUCGUUCGGGGAUCGAACCGCGGCGGCGGCGGCGGCGGCGACGGCGGAGGCGACGUUUAAAUCCCGAGCCGUCUCCGCGUUGUCUUCGCGUCUGAGCGGAGAGCUCGAGCGCGCGCGAGAGGCGACGAACGCGGAGGCGGAGCGGCUUCUCGCGCUUCAGGCGGAGAUCGCGCGGCGACGCGCGAUCGUGGAGGAGGGGUUAGAGUCGCUGCGGAGGGAGAGGAGAGAGCGCGAGAGCAGGGUCGGGCGAACAGCUGCGGCGACGACGGCGCUGAGAGCGUGGCUUGAGGAGAACGAGUCGAAGCUCGUCGGGCUGAGCGACGACGGGGCCCACGGGGACGGGGAAGAUGGAACGUCAACCGCCACCGCCGCGUGCGACGCCGCCUUUCCGACCGAAGACGCGUGGAGCGAUCAGAUCCUGCGCGCGGUCGCGAGGGACAACGCGCUCGAGGACGCGAUGGACUGCCUGGACGAGGCGCGUCCACGUUUACACUGGUUCCCGUACGACCGCGUCGGCGCGAAUCUGGAGAGGCAGAAGAUCGACCUCGACGAUUAUUUGCGGCUCACGCGAACGCUCGCGAAGGAGCAGUUUUUCGCGCGCGCGGAGGCGAUGGCCGUGCGGAAGAAGCAGACUGAGCGGGGGGUCACGUCGGGGGUGAAGUUCGAUUGACGAGUAGACGUAGACGUGCGCGGAGGAACGCCGCCGCCGCCGAUGAUUUCUAGAGAUUUCGCUCAUCA